AUGUGCCAAGGUCACGUCCUUAUAGAGGAUGUGCCGGGUGUCGGCAAGACGAUGCUCGCCAGAAGCCUCGCGCGCUCAGCAGGCUGCUCUUUCAAGCGAAUACAGUUCACCCCGGACCUGUUGCCGACUGAUGUGACAGGGGUGUCGAUAUUCAACCAGAGGAGUGGGGAGUUCGAGUUCAGGCAGGGAACAAUCAUAGCGCAGCUCGUGCUGGCAGACGAGAUCAACCGCGCGACUCCGAAGACGCAGUCCGCCACGCUCGAGGCGAUGGAGGAGCGGCAGGUUACGGUCGAGGGCAUAACGCACUCGGUGCCGACGCCGUUCAUGGUGAUGGCUACGCAGAACCCCAUCGAGUAUGAGGGGACAUUCCCGCUGCCGGAGGCGCAGCUCGACCGCUUCUUCGUGAUGAUUUCGCUUGGCUACCCGUCCGCAGAAGAGGAGAUCAGGGUUAUCAACGGGCAGCAGGUUGGACAUCCGAUAGAAAACCUGCAAUCGGUCACGUCUGCCGAGGAAAUCCAAGAGAUGCAGCGGGCUACUCGCGAGGUGUAUGUGGACGACCUUAUAAAGGAGUACAUCGUGACGAUCAUAAGCGCGACGAGGGGACACCCUGACAUCGCGCUAGGGGCAUCGCCGCGCGGGUCACUGUUCCUGUUCAGGGGGGCGCAGGCGCUGGCGCUGAUUCGCGGGCGGGACUAUGCGCUGCCGGAUGAUGUCAAGGAGCUUGUUGUGCCCAUCAUGAGGCACCGGAUAAUCGUGUCUGCCGCCGCCAGGAUGCGGGGCGUUGACCCUGCCCAAGUAGUGAGAGAAAUCGCCGACAGCAUACCCGUGCCUGGGGCGCAGGCGCAGGGCUGGUUUAGGAGCUGA
Geodia barretti is the source of this 864-nucleotide messenger RNA. The record is from the annotation of a GenBank genome assembly. NCBI's taxonomy places the organism in Eukaryota, Metazoa, Porifera, Demospongiae, Tetractinellida, Geodiidae.